AUGAUGAAAGAAUAGAAAUUUUAGAAUUAUGUAAUAGGAUGGAAAACCAGAUAAGUAUAAAUGCCCAUAAUGAGAAAAUAAGACAAGUUCAUUAGAUUGUUGCAAAAAAUAUAAGAUCCAACUAAAUAACCAAAUAAUAUUAAUUAACUUUUAAUAUAAAGGAAUUAUAAUUAUGUUAAAAGAAGGAUUCUGAAUACAGAGAUGAUAUAAUAAAACCUAGUUGGAAUCACUGUUUUACCAGAUGCAAUGAAAUACAAAAAAAUUCCACAAGUAGAUGAAUGUUAGCACCAAAAUAAUUAAAAAGCAUAGACAAAAAUUAUCUUCUUACUCAAUAAAAGAUAAACAAAUUCAUUUGUGUUUAGAAAUUUAUUAUUUAAAUAAUUAUUAUGUUACCAAACCUGUAUCAUAAAAGACUACCAUCAUAGAUGCAAUUCUUUGGCAAGAUUUGUUUGA
This is a messenger RNA of Paramecium sonneborni, 453 nucleotides long. NCBI's taxonomy places the organism in Eukaryota, Ciliophora, Oligohymenophorea, Peniculida, Parameciidae. The record is from the annotation of a GenBank genome assembly.